UGAGCUGGUCGCCGCCGCCCAAACACCUCAGCUACGGACGCAUCUCUGCUUACUUCCUUGGAUACUCAGCGACCCGUGACAGCCCCGCGGCUGCGAUGCUAGAGUGGCUUCGUGUAGGCGUUCCAACGGCUGAUCAGGACCCUGGUCCUCCAGUUGUGAUGGUCGACAUCAACAACGUCUCGUCGUAUUACCUUAAUCGACCUUUUGCAGACCUCGCACCCGGAAAACCGGCUUCGAUCACCCUUGAAAAAUCGCGACGGGGGCCGACGAUAAAAGUGAUCACUUCGAGUGCAGACCGCAGGUCGGAAGUUGUGGUGUCCAACCUGCAGCCUGCAAGGCGGUACUCUGUGUCGGUGCGCGCAGGCAACUCGCAAGGUGUCGGUCCUGCUGCUCCAGAAGUUUCUUUCACCACCGAUGAAGAUUCUCCUUCAGGACCUCCUGUAGAGGUUGUGUGUCGUGGCGUGACGUCCUCCACGAUCGUGGUGUCGUGGUCGCCUCCAGACGAAGACGUGACGAACGGUAUCAUCGUCAACUACAGGGUUGCGUACCAGCGACUCUUGGGCUCUGGCACGGCCUCGUACGAAAAGUGUCCGCUCUUUGAAAAUGGCGAGUUUCUUGCCCAGUAUUCCGCUCUGCAAGCUCACCGUGGGCAGACUGUACGAAACCCAUACGGUGACAGCAGAUCGCCUGCUGCAAUUGGGACGUACAACAGUGAAAACAUCAACACUCACACAAUCAGCAGCGGCACAGACAACAAGCUUAACGAAAGGAAUAACAGCAACAAGAACAACAUCAGCAGCAGCAGCAGCAGCAGCAGCAGCAGUGCGGUGUCGGCAGCAGGAGUGCUGGUGGUAACGGAGGGCACGACGGCAAGACUGGUGUCCCUGGCAGAGGGUGGUCGCUACAGGGUCAGCGUCGCCGCCGCUACCGCCAGAGGUGUGGGGGCUCCCAGCGUCCCUGUGCUGUGCUUCACCGCUCCACCGCGUGAGUUGGGUCCCUGUGCUGUGCUUCACCGCUCCACCGCGUGAGUUGGGUCCCUGUGCUGUGCUUCACCGCUCCACCGCGUGAGUUGGGUCCCUGUGCUGUGCUUCACCGCUC
Molecule: messenger RNA, 1098 nt
Organism: Hyalella azteca
Lineage: Eukaryota; Metazoa; Arthropoda; Malacostraca; Amphipoda; Hyalellidae
Product: protein sidekick-1-like
Exons: 6
Coding region: 96-1028 (310 amino acids)
Biological process (GO): cell-cell adhesion
Molecular function (GO): protein binding
Source: RefSeq, a predicted model, not a curated record